Salvelinus fontinalis (brook trout) is the source of this 11639-nucleotide messenger RNA. RefSeq names its product calmodulin-binding transcription activator 1-like. Gene Ontology annotation, cellular component: nucleus. Lineage: Eukaryota; Metazoa; Chordata; Actinopteri; Salmoniformes; Salmonidae. The transcript is spliced from 19 exons. Bases 16 to 5157 code for a protein of 1713 amino acids. Gene Ontology annotation, molecular function: protein binding; transcription coregulator activity; double-stranded DNA binding. The record is from RefSeq and is a predicted model, not a curated record. Gene Ontology annotation, biological process: regulation of transcription by RNA polymerase II.
ACUAUAACAGCUGUUAUGUCUCUGUUUCUCCCUCUGCAGUGUCUGUAUGGCUGUUACGUCCACUCCUCCAUCAUCCCCACGUUCCACCGCAGGUGCUACUGGCUGCUCCAGAACCCUGACAUCGUGCUUGUCCACUAUUUGAAUGUGCCGGCCAUAGAGGACUGUGGGAAACCAUGCGGGCCAAUCCUGUGCUCCAUCAACACAGACAAGAAGGAAUGGGCCAAGUGGACCAAGGAGGAGCUGAUUGGCCAGCUCAAGCCCAUGUUUCAUGGCAUCAAGUGGACUUGUAGCAACGGGAACAGCAGCUCUGGCUUCUCAGUGGAGCAGCUGGUGCAGCAGAUUCUGGACAGCCACCAAACCAAGCCACCUCCCCGGACCCACAACUGCCUCUGCACGGGCACCCUGGGCGCAGGGAGCAGCGUGCAUCACAAGUGCAACAGCGCCAAACACCGCAUCAUCUCCCCCAAGGUGGACCCCCGUGGAGGCUACAGCAGUGGUCACUCUGAGGUCCAGAACAACGACGUGUCCGAGGGCAAGACCGAGCACAGCAGCCAUGGAGGAGGGGGUGGAGGAGGAGGGAAGAGCUCAGGGGGAGGAGGGGGUAGCGCCAGAGAGAAACGCAAUGGAAAGGUCCACAAGCCUGUUCUCCUGCACCAGAACAGCACAGAGGUGUCCUCUACCAACCAGGUGGAGGUCCCAGACACCACCCAGAACUCCCCUGUGUCCAUCAGCAGUGGCCUGAACAGCGACCCAGACAUGGCUGACAGUCCCGUGGUGACGGGCUUGGGCCAUGUAGCCGCCGUCAUGUCUCAGAGUGUCUUCAUGUCCGAGGUGACCGGAGACCCCGUCUACAGCAUGUCCCCCACAGGGGGCCCCAACACCCACCUCAUGGGCCCCGACGCAGCCUCCCAGGGCCUGGUGCUGUCCGGUGUUGUGGCAGACAGCCACAAGUUUGCCUUCCCCAGCGGAGGAGCUAGGGAGGGGGGAGCAGACGGGUUGUCCAUGCUGUCUGCAGCCGGGGUAUCUGAAGAGCUGGUCCUAUCCAGCAGCCUGGAUAACGGAGGCAUGAAGAUACCUGAGACCACCAUGAACUUCGACCCUGACUGCUUUCUCAACAACCCCAAGCAGGGUCAAACCUAUGGGGGCAGCAGGCUGAAGGGGGACGGCAGCUCCUCCUCCUCCUCCUCUUCCUCCAACGGCACCAAUGGCAGCAUGCAGCGCUCUCCCUCCAUGUCAGACUCUGGAUACAGCUUCAACUCUGCUCUGGUGAAGAACAUCAAGACGGAGGACAUGUCCUUCGAGCAGCAGCUGGCCACCGAGCAGGGAUACCAGGUGGGGUUGGUGGUGAGCUGUGGAGGAGGUGUGUCUUGUUCCUCUGGGGCAAGUUCAGCACAGAGCUCCCUCGGCCUGACCCCUGCAGGCUCUCUGCUGCCCUCUGGAGGAGGCCUGAGCCCCAGCACCACCCUGGAGCAGAUGGACUUCAGUGCCAUCGAUGCCAAGCAGGACUACCCGUCCGGGGCUGGGACAGUGGGCUAUAGCCAGCCUAUAAACAGCCCCCACCUCUCCCACCAGAGCCACUCGCCCAGCUUCUUCCUCCAGGACACCCAGCAGCCCGGCCAGGCCCAGCAGGGCAGGUCCUCCAUGGGCCAGAAGACUCACCUGAUGGAGCACAACUCCCACGACUCCACAGCCUACAUGAGCCUGCAGGUGGUCAAGACGGACUCCCCUGGCAGCAACGGCCAUCUCCACCACCACCACCAGAGCCACCAGGGCCAGCAUAGGGCCAACUGCAACGGGGGCUCCCCCACCGAGGGGCCAGGGCAGGGGCCUGGGUCUCUCCAGCUCCUGCAGUACCAGGGGGGCUUCCCUGGGCUGGGGCCGGAGCAUGAGGAGGUGGUGGGUCUGGAGCAGCCAGGCAGCGUGAGCUCAGGCCAGGCCGGGGGAACAGAGAACGGAGAGGGUCUACUGAAGCCUGGGGAUCACCUCCAGGCCUGUGGAGGAGGCAACCAAGAGGGAGGAGGUGCAGAGCACUACCUGCAGCAGGCCAAUGACGGAGGAGGAGGUCAGGGAGGUGGAGGGAAAGGAGUGGCCAUGCACAACGGAAAUGGCGUCAACAAUGACGGCAGCAACCGCUCCCAGCAACAGCAGCAGCUGCAGCCCCUCCUCCAGGGGGCCGGGAUGGUCCAGGGCCUCUACAAUACCGUGGGCCACCACCAGGGCCUGGGCGGAGCGGGCUCCAAUGGGGUAGCAGGAGGGGGAGGCAUGGAGAUCAGCCUGGACCACUUCGACAUCUCCUUCGGGAACCAGUUCUCUGACCUUAUAAAUGACUUCAUCUCUGUGGACGGUAGUGGAGCCAACAUGACGGCCGGAGGAGCCCUCUACACCCACCAGCUGGUGGGCAACCACGGCUCAGAUGGCCAGGCCACACCUAGCGGAGCUCCUCAGCAGGACCAGGAGGACGGAGGUGUAGGAGGGGCCCGGGGAGCAGGAUACAGCCCCUCAGAGCUUUGUCUCCAGCCCUGCUGCAGCCCCCAGUCGCUUGGUGGAGGUGCCGGGGGUGCAGUGGUGGAGCCAGGCUCCCUGGCCUACAUGCAUGUGGCGGAGGUUGUGUCAGCAGCCGUGGCCCAGGGGGCUCUGGGUAUGCUGCAGGCCACUGGGAGACUCUUCGUCGUCACUGACUACUCCCCUGAGUGGUCCUACCCUGAGGGAGGAGUGAAGGUGCUCAUCACUGGUCCAUGGCAGGAGGCCAGCUCUAACUACAACUGCCUGUUUGACCAGGUCGCUGUCCCUGCCUCUCUCAUCCAGCCGGGGGUGCUGCGCUGCUACUGCCCAGCUCAUGACACUGGGCUGGUGACGCUGCAGGUGACAGCCAGUAACCAGAUCAUCUCUAACUCAGUGGUGUUUGAGUACAAGGCCCGCGCCCUGCCCUCACUGCCUUCCUCACAACACGACUGGCUCUCACUGGACGAUAACCAGUUCAGAAUGUCCAUCCUGGAGCGACUGGAGCAGAUGGAGAGACGGAUGGCAGAGAUGGCCUCCCAUCACCAGCAGAGCAGUGGAGGAGGUGCAGGAGGAGGAGCAGGAGGUGGAGGAGGAGGAGGUAGUGGUGGUAACAACAGCCAGACACAGUGUGUGUCAGGGCAGGGUCAGGCGGGCAGCAGCUUUGAGAGCCGUGUGGUGGUGGUGUGUGAGAAGAUGAUGAACCGGGCCUGCUGGGCCAAGUCCAAACACCUGAUCCACUCCAAGACCUUCAGGGGCAUGACCCUGCUUCACCUGGCCGCUGGGCAGGGCUACGCCACCCUCAUCCAGACACUCAUCAAGUGGCGCACCAAGCAUGCAGACAGCAUUGACCUGGAGCUGGAGGUGGACCCUCUCAAUGUGGACCACUUCUCCUGCACCCCUCUGAUGUGGGCGUGUGCCCUGGGUCACCUGGAAGCGGCAGUGGUCCUGUAUAAGUGGGACCGACGGGCCCUGGCCAUCCCUGACUCUCUGGGACGCCUGCCUCUGUCCAUCGCCCGCUCCCGCGGCCACACCAAGCUGGCCGAGUGUCUGGAGCAGCUGCAGAGAGAGGAACAGCAGCCCCCUGCACCCCUGCCCCCCACCACACGCAUGUCCUUCUCCCCCACCCCCCACGACGCUCCCACCUCAGACAGCUGGAUGGUUACAUGGGCCAGCGACGGCGUGAUGGUGCCCGGCGGAAAGAAAGGCGGCGCCGCCACCACCACCAGCACCUCCACCACCACGACCUCCACCAACCUCAACCCAGACUUGAGAAGGCCGAGAUCCGAGCCCUCCAACUACUACAGCAGUGAGUGCCAGCGAGACCUUCCCUUGGCCAAGAAACACAAGCCCAACCCCGAGCUGUUCCAGGCCAGGCCCGACAAGGCCAUGUCUGUCCCGCUGAGCCUGGAGCAACAGCAGCUCCACAAGCUGUCCUUCAGCCCCAAAAGCCUGUCGCCUGAGGGCCUCAGCCCAGACAAAAGUCUCUCCGGUGGGGGAAGCUCUGGAGGAGCAGGGGUAGCCAAGUGGAGCUCUAGGGAGGGUUUCUCCAGCAGGGGCUUAGGCAGAAAAGGUUCAGGGGACUCUGGGGGCAGCAGCCUUGGGAAGGAGAAGCUGGCUAGCAGGCUGAGACAGAGGGAACAGCUGGGGAACAUGCUGGUGAUGGCUGAGAGAGAGAUGGUGGACACUGAGCUGUUUUCCUACAGAGAAGACCUGGAGAACCAGGACUGUAUGACGCAGAUGGACAACCUGCAGGACAACAUGAUGACUCUGGCAGAGCAUAUCAUUGAGGCGACCCCAGAGAGAAUCAAGAGGGAGAACUUUGUGGCCCUGGAUGGGGUGCCCCUGGACAGUACUGGUGUCAGCAACACCAUGAGCUGGUUGGCCAGUUACCUCGGAGACGUGGAGCAGCUUCCCAGCAUCAUACAGCUACGAUCUCUGCACAGUGGACCUCUGACUCCAUCCUCCAAUCCCAGCCCAGGGGGGUCUCCCCUGAGGGAGGGGCCCAUGGAGAGGCCUACCCUGCCCUCCCCGGCCGAUUGGAGCGAGUUCAUCCAGGCCUCUAACAACAAGGUGGAGAGAGACUUGGCCCAGCUCACCCUGUCCGACCCCGAGCAGAGGGAGCUGUACGAGGCCGCCCGUCUCGUCCAAACUGCCUUCCGCAAGUACAAGGGACGCCCAUUCAGAGAGCAACAGGAAGUAGCUGCGGCAGUCAUUCAGCGUUGUUACAAGAAAUACAAACAGCUAACAUGGAUAGCCUUGAAGUAUGCACUUUAUAAGAAGAUGACGCAGGCCGCCAUUCUUAUCCAGAGUAAGUUCCGCAGCUACCACGAGCAGAAGAAGUUCCAGCAGAGCAGGCGGGCGGCCGUGCUGAUCCAGCAAUACUACCGCAGCUACAAGGAGUUUGGCAGGCUCAGGCUACACCGGCAAGGAGCCGCCGCUGCCCUGGUGCAACACAAACUCAGAAGUAGUCUGCUCACUAAGAGGCAGGAUCAGGCUGCCAGGAAGAUCAUGAGGUUUCUACGCCGCUGCCGCCACAGCCCCUUGAUGGACCAUAGACUGUUCAAGCGGGUGAGUGCAGCCUCAGCAACUCAAGUGAACGAAUUGAAAAGGGCCAAGGAACAUGAGAACCUUCAGAAAAGCCCCCUCACAAUGUGACAUCACUCUCCUCCUGACUCUUCCUGUUUUCUUUGUCCCUUUAUACCCAAGACAUUUUACAAGAGAAGAAGAAAAAAAAACAGUUCAGUGAAAACACUGCGAUUAUUAUUACUACUACUACGGCAGCGUGGCCGACUCUACUUCUACUUCUAACAACAGCAUUUUUCACGUUUAUCUUUUCCCUCUGACAUUGUUUAUGUUGGAGAGUGUAGAAUUAUAAACUAAGGGGAAGAAGCUGUGGGGGGCAGAACAUUUGCUUCAUGGCAUUUUUUGCACUUUUUCAUGGAUUGUUUUGUCUUUUUGGGAGUAUCGGAGUAUAAGUUUAAGACGGUAAAGGAAGAGGAAUGCUGGACAUGUCUGAAACGGUCCCUGUGGAUCAAAGGAAGAGGAUAAGACGCCAAGGAUGGAGGCAGAUGCCGGCCAGAACAUAAGGAAACAUGACAGAAGCAGAAACAUAUUUGGGACUUGGCUCUAAUUGUAUUUCAUAUUUUUUUAAGUGACUGAUUAUUCCAUUUGAAGAAGAAAAAAAUGUAACUUAAUGAACCAAAAAAUCUCGGUAAUACAUUGAUCCAUUUGCACACAUACACUCCCUGUCGACAGUUAGAUGAAUACAUUCAGUAUGGUAACUCAAAAUAGAUCAAAAUUCCCCUUCCUGUUACGCUGUGCUCUACCCCGCCAGUCAGUCCAAAGGGGUGGGGUUACAUAUGAAUGUAGGAGGGGUGUGAGCAGAAAUGGGUGGGGCUUAUUAAAACAAUGGCUUAUUUUGUAAUCUAGGUUUGGAGGGGUUAUGUACUGUAAGGCAAGGGAUAGGGGGAUUCAAUGGAAUUACAAUUCUUCUUAUUUUUUUAUAUUAUUAUUUUAUUCUCUUUUCUAUUCCUCUUUGCUUGAAUCUGUUUUGUGCUCAUGCCCAUGACCGAUUUACAACUGACUUGUCUCUUCAAAAUUCUGUGUUGUCGAUUUGAUCAAAUAUGCAUGCCUAUGGGUGAAGUCUUCACCUGCGUGCUGGAAGUUAGGUCUGUAUUCUCUGAAUUUCAAUGUUUUGCUUUUGUCUUCAUGUUCAAAUGUAACUGAGUGGCCCAUGUACCAACCUAUUCUCCCAAGAGUCAUACCCUCUAGUUCCUGAGAUUAUACCUACAUCGUCCUCAUCUUUUCUUUUUCUGUUGCCUUAUUUAAUUUAUUUUCUCAGUAUUCUAAAAAGAAAGAAAACUUGCCUCUUUUGUGUUGUAAUGAUUACAGUCAUGAAGGUUAUUGUUGUUCUUUUUAAAUGAACUUCAGGGCCUGUGAGGGCUUUUGAGGGGAAGAUCACAUACAUUGCCUUGACGUCUUAGAGAUUCUUUGAGGGGUCCCUAAGCUAGUCCCAAAAUAGGGGUUAGACAAAUCCAUAUUUUUGACAAUUGAGCAGUUUCUGUAUAUAAAGAAGGCUGAAGGUAGGGAAAAACAUUUACCCAAAGGGGAUUGUAUUUUAGAAAUAUAUUAUUUUAUUCAUUAAAAAGGGGUCAAAAACAGGUAUGAGACAAAAACAGAAUAUUUGUAUAGUUUUGUUUGAAUGCCUAAGAAGUAUGGUUGUAUUGUUUGUAUAUAGUGUAAAUACCUGGGAUAAAAAUGAGCUAUGUGCAUGAAAAACAUGAACAAAGGUUUAAAAAAAACUAAACAAAAGCAGUAGUGGCUAUGCUCUGUAAAAUUAUUAAAAGUAUUUCACUAUAAGAGUAUUUUAUUUUAUUUUGAUUGUUCUUGGGAAAAACAUUUUGCGAAAGCAUGACAUUAUUGCAAAUGCUAAAAACUUUUAAAAAAGAUCAUGUAUUUAGAGUUAGGAGAAAUCUGCAAAAUUAUCUUAAGACAAGUAUGUUUAUGUUUACAUUUUUGUUUUGGGCUACCAAGAAUCUUUUGCCAAUGGUGCCAAGUAAUGUGAAUGCUAUAUUGCUUAGCAAGAGAAUGAAGUUAAUCUUAGCAGAACAGAUAAUCAUACAAUGAAAUAGACACUAGCAUUAAAGACCACAAGGUCCCAUCCCAACUGGCAGAGGAUCACAGAUAGAGGUACACAUUGCAGAGGGAGAAAUAUUUCUACAGCAACUUUUAAGUCUCUCAUUUCUCUUCUGUUAUCACACGUCAGAACAACCCAAGCUUUUUUGCCAUCAUCACAAAAUACACAGGGAUCACUCGUCAGUAACAUUUUAAGUGCAAAAAAGCCUACUGUAUGAGAAAGAGGGAUUGUGUUGUCAGUAUGCAUGUUUGUAUGGAUUGUGUUCAUAUAAAGAUUGUAAAUGGCAGCCUUGUCCAUGUGAAUCUCAGCCCUGUUGUUUUUAUUUUUUAUAAUUGAGGUUGAUUUAACAUUUGUUUAAUAGGUAGCCUAGUGGUUAGAUCGUUGGGCCAGUAACCAAAAGGUUGCUAGAUCGAAUCCCCGAGCAGACAAGGUAAAAAUCUGUCGUUCUGCCCCUGAACAAGGCAGUUAACCCACUGUUCCUAGGCCGUUAUUGUAAAUAAUAAUUUGUUCUUAACUGACUUGCCUAGUUCAAUAAAAAUAAAAUAUAUAUUAAAUCAUCAUUUAUUUAAUAGGACAACACACAGGUGAUGAAAUCAUCGAGCUUUGAUUAUUAAAUCAUUGAGCUUUUAUUAUUAAAUCAUUGAGCUUUGAUUAUUAAAUCAUUGAGCUUUGAUUAUUAAAUCAUUGAGCUUUGAUUAUUAAAUCAUUGAGCUUUGGACCGAGUUUGGGAAACCCUAAAAUAGACUAGAUCAACGUAUCAAACUGCUGACACAAGACAAUACUUUUUUCUAAGUUUGGGCUGGAAGUGUAACUUGACUAAGGCUGUCAGGGUCUGGACAGACCAGAAUUAUUCUUUGUCAAAAUGUAAUGUGGCCACAGUGAACGAGGUACAUGUGUAGCAUCUCUCAACUGGUAUUCUUUGUAAAAGUAAAUUGGUAAUUUACUUACAGGAGGAACACUUGUUUAAACAAUCUAAGGUGCUAAAAGAACACAAUUAAACAGUGAUGGGGUUAUAGUGAAACAUAUAAACUAUUAUGGAUCAGCAUAGCCAAGUCAAUGAGCAAAAGUGAGGAAUGCUACAAGAUGCACCAGUGUCAUUAUAGCAACUUCUGAAGAAGAAUAUGCCUGGCUCAUAAUGGCAUAUGUGAGGACCGUGUUUGAAAGAUUAUGAAAUGUGAGUGGUGGGAACAGAAACAUUGAACCAGUUGAUUUGAUCUGUGAGUCGAUGAUAUAUACUAUACAACAGUCUGCUGGUUUUUGCAGUUCUGCUGAAAUAUAUUAUAUUCAUAUCAAAACAACCAGGUGGCGUAUUCUCCAUUCCAGUAAUGACGUUCAUUAUUCAAACAAGGUGUGAAUGCCAUUGGACAAUUAUGUUUUGUUGUUUCAAUUGCUGAAUUUCGUCUCAGACCCUGUGAUCUGUUCUGUUUUUAUUAUUAUAUACUGCUGGGUUUAUUUCUCUGUAUGUUUGUGUUUAUUUCACAGAGACUUGAUAUGUAAACCUAUUUUCAGAGUGUUUAUGUAGAAAGUGCCUAAUCAUAUCCCGAUUGAUCGCACAAAGCCAAUGUCAGGAAGCAUGCAAUGUACUGUACCUAGGGAGAAAAACAUGGCUUUGGAGAGAAAAAGAUCACCUGAAUCCAUCAUUCUUUAGGACUACUGUAUAUCAAGUAUAAUACCAUAUAUCAAUCCAAAAACCAUCACUAAAUUCAGUCAGGUGACAGUGUUCCCUUAACCAACCCAGUAUCACCACAGAAUGCAUUCCGUCUUGUCAACAUUCUAAGCAUUUUUAUUUUCUAUUGGAACUGCCUGUUGAAACCAUGAGAAUUCCAUUCCAUAACUUUUGUGGUUUUAUUGCCUUGCAUUCAUCAUUCAGAUAGUGGUAAGAAUGCCAGCUAAUGCACUGCUGUGGCAAUAUGGGACGGUUUUAUUAUGCUUGCAUGGGUAAAAUAGUUAACUGGGUGACUGAACUGCACCCAAAGCAUGCUUAUUUUUCUAAAAUCAGUAGUCAGAUAGACUUGUAAAAGACUUACUGUUCUGUAAAGCGAAGAACGUUUGUAUGACGUGUCACAGAACUCUGAAAGAUGGAGGGCCGUUGAUUGGAAGGCAGAGGAGAAUCCUAAAAAUACAAACUAUGAUCAAUCUGCAGUAUUUACUGACCAUGUUUCUUGGGGUAGCAUGAGGGAAAGUUUUUCUAGAAGCAAGUUUUUUAGAAUUAAUUUAUUCAUUUGGAUCUAAAAAAUAGUGUGCUCCCAACCCAACAGUAUACCGCAAGUCUUUUACUAGGCAACAACACACACACACACGCGCAGGCGACAGUACACUGUACUGCACACAUCCAGAUAUGUCAGGGCAUAGUCAGUCUCACUUGUACACAGUUCAGCAGAUGGAGCUCAUCAUGUGUUAUUUUCCUAGCCUGCUCCUAGUCCUAGAGAACAGCUCACCUCCCUUCUGUAUUUUACUCAGGGUGCCAAAAUGGGGAGGAGGAAGUGGAGCAGGACAUUGAUGGUGAUUCAGUGUAGAGAGAGGGCACACUAUUGAAAUAGGACACAGAGCUUUCUGGGUAAAACAGGCAAAUUACUACUGAUCCUGGAUACAUUAUUGGUAUCCAUUUCCUCUCAAGUAAGUAAGGUGAGCUGAGGAGAGACGUAAUGGCACGAUAUCAGAACUAGGGGAUACAAGUAAUUGUAGUGUAGAUAAUUAUAAUUAGGACAAGCUUAUCACAAUUGACCGAAUGGUCAAUUGUUUCUGUCUUGGCUACAGCUCUGACAAAUGAAUUUGUAGGCAUUAUGGGACACUAGGGCUUAAAGUCUUGUGUAAAUGCUUACCUUUCUUUUAUAGACUAUGCUUAGGAGUCUAGUAACACUUUAACCUUUGACCUCCUCUGGCUUGAUGGUUCUCAUUAAAACAAGGAUUUGCUGUGUGAAUCUAUGAUUAUGUCAUAACAUCACACACAGCUUCAAAUAGUCUAUAAAGCUAUUCUCAGUUAUACAACAUUUCAUCUCAGUUAAGAUAUGGAUGAUGACAUGAUGUAAAAUGUGAAAGAGAUCUUUCUGAGACGUACGUUGGGGUAGUUAAAGAUGAGGUCUUCCUGAGACGUACGUUGGGGUAGUUGAAGAUGAGGUCUUCCUGAGACGUACGUUGGGGUAGUUGAAGAUGAGGUCUUCCUGAGACGUACGUUGGGGUAGUUGAAGAUGAGGUCUUCCUGCGACGUACGUUGGGGUAGUUGAAGAUGAGGUCUUCCUGAGACGUACGUUGGGGUAGUUGAAGAUGAGGUCUUCCUGAGACGUACGUUGGGGUAGUUGAAGAUGAGGUCUUCCUGAGACGUACAUUGGGGUAGUUGAAGAUGAGGUCUUCCUGAGACGUACGUUGGGGUAGUUGAAGAUGAGGUCUUCCUGAGACGUACGUUGAGGUAGUUGAAGAUGAGGUCUUCCUGAGACGUACGUUGGGGUAGUUGAAGAUGAGGUCUUCCUGAGACGUACGUUGGGGUAGUUGAAGAUGAGGUCUUCCUGAGACGUACGUUGAGGUAGUUGAAGAUGAGGUCUUCCUGAGACGUACGUUGGGGUAGUUGAAGAUGAGGUCUUCCUGAGACGUACGUUGGGGUAGUUGAAGAUGAGGUCUUCCUGAGACGUACGUUGAGGUAGUUGAAGAUGACCAGAUCUUAGAGGGACGGUUUCAGAAAAAGCCCUUCAGGUAUGGCCAUCUUCUGGAUGGUAUGACAGGUUAGCUAUAACAGGCACUUCAUAUGGAUUUUAUUACCUUCAUUACACUCUACUAAUUGACUUGAGGGACUGGACGGUAUUUCCUCCUCUUCCUUUGUCAAUGCACUCAAACUACUGAAAGGUAGGCACAUCAAGACAACAGAGCAGAAACCAUCUCACAACCUUUUCCACUUAUGGACACAGAGCAAUAAGCAUUAUUUUGUGGAGACCUAUAGACCUAGUGAAGAUAAAAAUGAUUGGACACAUGUAGUCGACGUACUCUUAUGCAAAUGCCAGUAUUGCAAGACAAGCAUUCAGUAGUUUAUGGACAGCAAUUGUAUGGCCCCUUUACCGAACUGCACGUUUUCAUCAAUUCCAAACCAAGAAGAAAAAAAUGGCCCUGCUUUAAUACAAAGUCGUGGGUCCUUGACACUUUGCAUGUGAACUAGUGUUAGAGCUAUUUUCCUCUCCUCUUUAACUGUCUUUCUCUCGGUCUUUCCCUGUUAUGUGACCCUCUCUUUCUUUCCUUCCCCUAUUAUUUCACCCACUCCUUAUUUUCGUUUCCCCUAAUGUGUUUUGCUUUCUCUCCUUUUUCUUCCCCCUAUUUCUUGUUUGUAAGUUUUAAUUUUGUAAUUGUGCAUGUACAAGCGUCACUGACUCAAUGGAUAUGUUUUCAAAAAAGCUGCUGAAGCCAUGCAAAACGUUUUGAAAUGCCCUUAAAAUAUGGAAGAUGUUUUCUGAAUGCUUUAUAUUCUUUCUGCUGUAAAAUAAUAAAAUAAUAAAAAAAUGAAGAAAACUCUAACAAA